Messenger RNA from Suillus clintonianus, 954 nucleotides. RefSeq names its product ADP-ribosylation factor family-domain-containing protein. The record is from RefSeq and is a predicted model, not a curated record. The transcript has 6 exons. Gene Ontology annotation, cellular component: cytoplasm; plasma membrane. Gene Ontology annotation, molecular function: GTPase activity; GTP binding. NCBI's taxonomy places the organism in Eukaryota, Fungi, Basidiomycota, Agaricomycetes, Boletales, Suillaceae. Gene Ontology annotation, biological process: vesicle-mediated transport; intracellular protein transport. Bases 206 to 754 code for a protein of 182 amino acids.
UAUCAAAUACUCCCUCGCACUGCGCAGCUGCCAGAAGUCGGAGUCAUGAACAAAGUUAUUCGCGGAAGCGUAGCAGUCCACCGGGGACACGUAUUGAACACUCCCUCGAACGUGUCGCGAGACUUGAAUACUCAAUAAAAGGCGCGUCUCAUGGCCAGACGAUUAGAUCACACCGUAGAAACUCUUCCAAGCAACUUGGAGCAACAUGGGACUUGCUAUUUCUCACAUUUUUUCAGGGUUAUUCACCCGACAGGAGACGAGACUACUGAUGCUUGGACUCGACGCUGCGGGGAAAACAACGAUCCUCUACAAGCUGAAGCUCGGCGAGGUCGUCACGACCGUUCCUACAAUAGGAUUUAACGUAGAGACUGUCGAGUACAAGAAACUCCAGUUUACCGUGUGGGACGUCGGAGGUCAGGACAAGAUUCGUCUUCUCUGGCGGUACUACUAUAACAAUGUGCAGGGCAUCAUUUUUGUGGUCGACUCCAGCGAUCGCGAUCGCAUUCCAGAAGCGAAAGAGGAACUUCGCGUGUUGAUGAACAACGAGGAAUUACAGAACGCGCUGUUGCUCGUGUUUGCGAAUAAGCAGGACAUGCCUGGCGCUAUGAACGCGAGUGAACUCACCGAUAAACUGGAUUUGCGGACGCUCCGACAGAGAACUUGGUUCAUACAGUCUACUUGUGCAACUUCAGGCGAAGGCCUGUACGAAGGCCUAGAAUGGUUGGCAACCAAUCUCAAGAAGCGUCGUUGGUAGAUUAAGCUUCUAUGUGGUUUGGUUGUACGAGAAAGUAAAUUGGGUUUCGUAGCAUGUUCGCAAUAUAGUGUAGUGUUAUCAGUUUUGGUCCGGUGAGGACAUCAUUGUCCGUCGCGUGGUCCCCUCAAGGUCCGUGUCAAGACUGAGUAGGUUUAAUAGUUGGUGAUGAGAUAUGUAACCGGCAGACGUGGAAGACUAAG